Exaiptasia diaphana is the source of this 1113-nucleotide messenger RNA. Its product is annotated as protein jagged-1-like. Lineage: Eukaryota; Metazoa; Cnidaria; Anthozoa; Actiniaria; Aiptasiidae. The transcript is spliced from 4 exons. The record is from RefSeq and is a predicted model, not a curated record. Gene Ontology annotation, molecular function: calcium ion binding. Bases 39 to 932 code for a protein of 297 amino acids.
GCAAAACAAUAAYAUUCAAUGAUGAACUCAAUGGCAAAAUGUUGRAGCGUCACACCUUUAAGACAAUUCCAUCUGUGGAUUCUUCGAAYUGCCGAGUUCARUGUUACAUGGAAUCUCGAUGCAUUUCAUACAACUUCCACACAAGUAAAGCUUUAAGACCUUAUAUAUGUGAAUUGAGUGACUCAGAUCAUUUCAUGCAUCCAGACGACUUAAAGGAAAGUUAUGGAACGGUCUACAACAAUGUUGAGAACAACUGCACUUGCAACAAUCGCAAUAUGACAUGUAGAAUCAAUUUUGUCGAAGGCACAAAUCGAUGUGUGUGUAAACCUGGCUWCACUGGAGAAAACUGCGAAAUACAUAUUGAUUAUUGCCAGCCAAACCCUUGCGCGAACAAUGCAACCUGCUUGAAUAUGAUAGAUGGCUAUAACUGCUCUUGUUUGAAGAAUUAUUCUGGUCAAAAUUGCUCGAAAUUCAUAGGCUGGGUGCCACUCAGCAGUCUUCCAAUUUGCAUAGGAUCACGUGACGAUAAGUUUGGCCAGUUCACCAUUCCCAAUUCCGGAAGGGUCCGCACAUUCAAGCUUAUCCACCAAUCAGGAGGCGUUUCCAACUUCGGUCAAGUAMACAAGGGAAACUGGGGAACCACUGUACUUGRCCUUAAACGUCUCGAAAUAUUAAUAACUUAUAAUAAUAAUACAGUCAUUGCGCCUCCUCCCGACAAAACGCAAUUUCAUAAUCUGUUUGGACARAUGAGCUACGAUUUAACGAACCAAACUAAUAUGAGUCCUGAACUUGUUUUUCCAGAAUUUGAGCCUCCAUUAGAGGUUGUGAACAAUCAAACAUUCAGAAUUUGGUUCGGACAGGACUUGACAAACUCUUAUGAGUUCGAUAAUUCUGGAACAACAUGCGCUUUGUUGUAUUGUAUGUAUGUAUGAGACAAGGGAAUAACAUCAGAAUUAAACAACGAAAACUUCCAGAAAAGGCAACACUUAGUAUAUGAGUAGGCGCUUACCAUCGAUUGUCAAUCACAUUAGAAUAAUUUAGGUGGAAAAAAUGGUAUUCGUAAUGUAAUAUUGCAUUAAAAAAAAUUCAACACUACAAGAACACAUGUUGUUA